This is a messenger RNA of Closterium sp. Yama58-4, 1485 nucleotides long. The record is from the annotation of a GenBank genome assembly. NCBI's taxonomy places the organism in Eukaryota, Viridiplantae, Streptophyta, Zygnematophyceae, Desmidiales, Closteriaceae.
AUGACUUCCUUUCAGGGCAGCUUUGGUGCGGGAGCUUCGGAAGGUGAUGCGGGCGCUCCCAGUGCCGCGGCCGGCCACAGUGGUGCUUCAGACGGCGGGGAAGACGAGGCGGGAGCAUUAGGCGGCGUCUCCGCAGGCGCUGCAAGGGCAGGCGAGGCCGCGUCGGAUGAAUUUCCGGCGGCGCGGGGGAACGACCCGCACUCGCUCUCCGCGACGGAAGCAACAGCAGCGGCAGGAGCGGAUGGUGGUCACUCGCGUUGUGCUGUCAGUGCAGCAGCAGACAGCAUGGGUGCUGUGAGCACUGUAGACGGUACUGACCGAGUGACAGGGGAGAGAGGGCAGGCUGGGAUGACAAGCGAGACAGUAGGGGCAGGGAAAAGGGCGGAGGCAGGUGGGACAGGGGACGGAAGAACAGACUGCGCUUCCGAAGCUGAAAAGGAGGCUCGGGAAAUGAGAGCCGCGGAUGCAGCGAUCAACGGCGAGGAUCAACCGCCGUUCCUGCCGGGCCUCCCGGACGACUUGGCGUGGGCCAUUCUUCUCCGCGUGCCUCGGAGCAACCUGCAGGUUCUUAAAGCCGUCUGCCGACGCUGGCACGACAGCCUCGGGUCCAGCCUCUACUUCCAGGCUCGGAAGAGACUCGGGCUUACCGAGCCUUGGCUGUAUGCGUCGAUCAGUGAUUGGCAGGGUCACAACGCGUGUGUGGCGUUCGAUCCCAGCAGCACCACGUGGCACACGCUGCCGCCCAUCCCAGGCGCGCAGCAGCGCUCCGUGCUCACUCUGCAGUUCGCGGCAGUGAAGGGGCGCCUGCUGGUGGCGGGCGUGGUGGAGAGAGAUGAUCCGCUCGACUCCGCCUCUGGGGUCUUCAUCUACCACCCCGCCCGGAACGAGUGGAAGAGGGCGGCAGCGAUGGGCACGGGGCGGUGGUUCUGCAUGUUUGGGGUGGUGGACGGGCGGCUGUACGUGGCGGGCGGCAUCGGCACGUCCAACAGCCUCGCGCUCGUGGGGUCCGUGGAGGCAUACGACGUGGAUGAAGACCGCUGGUGGCAGGUGGGAACAGCAGCGGCAUCAGCACGAGCGGAGCUGAUGACACUGCCGGGGUACCAGACAGUGGUGGGGGGGUGUCUCGUGGCGAAGAACAUCGGCUGGGGGCAACGCCUGGGCGUUGCUUUUAACCCGCGCAACAACACCGUCACCGAAUUGCCGCCCGCUAUGGUGCAGGGAUGGCAGGGGCCAACAGCAUCAGUGCAGGGCCACAUGUUUAUAGUUGACUUUGGGGACGAUCACAAGUUGAAGGCCUGGGACCCACACGUACACGCCUGGACGUGGGUUGGCAAGGUUCGGCUGCCAGCCAUGUCCCACAAGCCGUGGGCGGCACAGCUUGUCUGCUUCCUGGACCACAUUUGUCUUGUUCUGCCGGAUAGGGGGAGGGGACAAGGGGACGGAGCUGGUGCUAACAAAUGCAGUGCUGGGCUGUCAGGUGCUUGA